UGUGCACUGUGCUUCCCGUGGCCUGACUGUAAACCAGGCCAGACUGCUGAGCUGUUUCUAUGGUGCUACAUCAGAGGCUUAAGAGUCACUGCACGCAGCCAAUCAGAUGGCUUGUGGGGGAACCGUGUGGGCUGUAGUAGCUAAGAGAGUGAAUUUGUGAACUUACUUUUGUUUGGUACAGAGAGGACAACUUUCCUAGAAGAGCACAGGAGAAGAAAACUCAUCACUUUCAAUGGAAUGACGACUGGUUUCUGUUGGCUGCAGUCUCAGCGUGGACAUUGAGUCUUUGAAGCUAUUGAGUUCAGUCACUUCCACUUGUAUUGUUAUAGAUAACUUUCUUCAUGUUUUAUGGGAGGGAAGUGAGCAAACGACGAGGAAGACUUCACCCUGAAAACAGGGUCAGAAAGAAGUAGUUUUUGGCAUCUGCUCAGGACAGAACGAAAGUUGUUCUGAAAGGUGUAGAGAGAAAAUUCAGUUGCCAUGGCAGAUAAUGUUAUUGAGGAGACCGAUAACUACCCUGGCAAAGAUGAGCUGGAAUGGGGCUAUGAAGAAGGUGUUGAAUGGGGUCUUCUGUUUCCUGAGGCAAAUGGAGAGUACCAGUCCCCCAUAAACCUUAACUCUAGGGAGGCCCGCUAUGACCCGCGGCUCCUGGAGGUGGGGCUUAACCCCAACUAUGUCGUUUGCAGGGACUGUGAAGUCAUUAACGACGGUCAUACUGUGAGGAUCAUGCUCAAGUCCAAAUCAGUUGUGACUGGGGGUCCGCUCCCUAGUGACCAUGAGUAUGAACUGAGCGAGGUGCGCUUCCACUGGGGGAAAGAGAACCAGAGGGGAUCUGAACACACUGUCAACUUCAAGGCUUUUCCUAUGGAGCUUCAUCUAAUCCACUGGAACUCUACAUUAUUCAACGGCGUGGAGGAGGCCAUGGGCAAGAAAAAGGGCAUUCUUAUCAUCGCCCUGUUUGUGCAGAUUGGGAAGGAACAUCUUGGGCUGAAGGCCAUCACAGACGUCCUGCAGGACCUGCAGUAUAAGGGAAAGACAAAAAUAAUUCCAUGUUUUAACCCCAACACAUUACUGCCUGAUCCUCUCUUAAGAGAUUACUGGGUGUAUGAGGGCUCUUUAACCACUCCACCCUGUAGUGAGAAUGUCACCUGGAUUCUUUACCGUUACCCACUUACCAUCUCUCAGAUGCAGAUUGAGGAGUUUCGUCGUCUCAGGUCCCAUUUUAAAGGAGCAGAGCUUCCAGAAGGCAAUGACGGGAUGCUGGGGGACAACUUCAGACCCACCCAGCCCCUGAGCGACAGGGUGGUCAGGGCAGCCUUCCAGUAAAACCCCCACUGCAGGAUCCAUUUUAAUCGGCCAUGGAGAUUAGAAUGAUGAAGAACAAGAUAUGAAAACCCUACAAUGUCCUGGCUAAAGUGAAAGUUCAUCACUUCCUGUAGAGUUGCUUGGGCAUCGUUUUGUAGUUAACUGUCCUGAGUAUGGCCCUGAUGUGCACAAAAGCUGCUUUUAAUGUUCAUUUAAAAACACAAUUAUACUGGAUUUCGUGUAAACAAGUGGAAUAUCAUACUACACAGUAUAAUACACAUGACUGACAUGUAAUAUAGGCAGACCAGUUUUAUACACUGUUUGAUUAUUUCUGAUAUUCUGAUACAUAAGUUGACAUGAUCAGAAUCAGUUUCGUCAUAUCAGAAGGUAUAUAUGUCUGCACAUUUAAAUAUUAGCAAUGAAAUAAAUUUAUGCUGUUGAAUGAACUGAUUCAAGCUCGAAAGACUGGAUGGGUGCAGUUUGUUCUUUACCUGAUGAACGAACAGAAUAUGAAGGACCAUAUAGGUGUAUUGUCCUGUGUUUAAUGUUUGUUUUAAAUUUAUUUUGAUAGAUAGCUGUAUCGCUUAGAUCUGCAGAUUCAGGGCUCAGCAGGUGGCAUAAAGCAGUUUAAUAGAUAACUAAUCUAUUGGUCUUUCAUUAUCUUCCUUUACACAACCUUUUAGCAAUGCUGUACAUCUCUUUGUAGUCCUGCAAAAAAGGAAACAUGAUUCAUUGACUGAUAUGUGUCUGUAUGUCAAUAUUAUUUCUGAAACCUGAAAAGCCACAGACUCUGCUGUUCUCGUGGGAAACCAAGUUCAGGUGAAAAGAACUGCUUAUACAUACCUUGAAAACCCCCUUGUCAUCAUAACGAUUGACAUGUGAGGAGUAAGAAUAUACAACCUGACAUUUACAAUAGAAAGCACAUUUCUAUGAGAUUCUCACUGGAUAUUUUGGGGGAAGUACUUAUGUCAAUAUGUAUAGGCCAGACAUAUCUGUUCUUAUAUCUUUCAAAUAAAGUUAAUUUUAAUGCAUUUUA
Onychostoma macrolepis is the source of this 2341-nucleotide messenger RNA. It is a transcript of the gene ca8, whose product is annotated as carbonic anhydrase VIII. Gene Ontology annotation, molecular function: zinc ion binding; carbonate dehydratase activity. Bases 481 to 1326 code for a protein of 281 amino acids. The transcript has 9 exons. Lineage: Eukaryota; Metazoa; Chordata; Actinopteri; Cypriniformes; Cyprinidae. The record is from RefSeq and is a predicted model, not a curated record.